GGUGCAACCUUCAUGUUUAAUCGUUGGAUUUGAAGAAUAAAUUACUCCGAGACCAUCGCCAAAUACUGAUAAGUUUUCUGUUGAAAAGAUCAGCAUUGACAACAACACGGUACAAAAAGAUCGUUUGUUCGUGCCUGAGAAAGUCUACUGAUCACCGAAGGACUCAUUUAAUAGACAUCGCUUCCUUUUCAUCUCGAGUUAAAGGCCUUGGAAACCGAUCCAGCUGUCCACUUAAUUCCGGCUUCUUCUUCAAGUGAACAACAACAAUGCCUGAAGAGAGAGAGAUAACUUCUCCGGUAAAGAGCAACGUUAAAAAUCCGCCCUGGGGAACGGAACCAGAAACUCCAGCCACAGCGUCUGGGAUAAGAAAGAAACAGUUUCCAUGGACCACAUAUAGUAGAGAUUAUGUUGGAGCCACUGGAACUCCAGCAUAUCCUCAAAGAAUGAGCACCGCUGAACAUCUUCCAUCCGGCUGGCCUUUCGAGUCAAGCCAUUACAUGUCCACCUUCAGAACUCCUCAGCUGAGAUACUGUCGUCAUAAUGUACAACCUUCCUCAGUACAUCGGAAAAACAAUCCACACGCGGCAUUAACCGACCCAUGGCAGUAUCCAGACAAGGCUUACUUAGUGUGGAAGAACAAUCCGUCCCUAAAUCUCCCGCCCAUCCGGGAUUCACAGUCAGCACCUAACAUUCUACAACACAACAAAAGCCGCUGGUUUUCAACGACUUACAACACCGUCUUCAACGCUAGACCGCUCGAACUUCCGAACUACAAACCAAGGACCGCGUGGAAAACAGAUCGCUUUAGACCGAACUCAAAAGCUCAGACUCCCGCUCUUCAUUGGCAGACCGAGUACUCUCACGACUACAAAGGAGCCCGGGGAAGACCAUCUACAACUGAGCGGCCGUGGGAUAUGUCUUGGAGCAACUUAAACAUGUGAAUUAUGCGCAAGAAACACCAAACUCCAGAUGACUUCAAUGUGACGUUUGAGAAAGGCUGAAAAAGUUUAGAAAGUCUAUUGAAUUUGUAAAUCUAGAGUAUGUUAUUACUUUUGGUAGUGUAUAUGUAUAUAUGUAAUGUUAUUUGGUGUUGUAUAUGUUAUUUUAAGUAAAUUUCAAUAGCUUUGUAACUUGAAGAAAGAGCCAUAGAAUAGUGCUUUUUUAAGAAGCACGUCACGGACUUGGAGAAAGGGGACAUUUUUUGUCUCAAUUUUGUCUCAUUUUUAACAUAAGGCCUGCUAAAUGUUUAAAGAUCAGGUCUUGAAUUUUCCAAAGUUGACAACGCCGUACAUUUGCUCAAGUGUAACUCACCGACCUAACGCAGCAGUGACCACUCAGGUUUGCACAAUACAGCCCGCUUUUUGCAAGCUUUCAGGAAAUUAUCAUUUGUAAUUAUGAGUUUGUUAACUUAAUUUGUAAUUAAAUUUUCUCAGGGCAGUUUAAUAGGAUGCAGUCAGCAGUUGCUGAACCAUAGAAUUUUUAGUUUGUAAUGUCGAACAAAUUUUUUCAUAAAUAAAACAGUUAAAGUAACAGCUCAUCCACAGA
Messenger RNA from Orbicella faveolata, 1545 nucleotides. RefSeq lists its product as uncharacterized. NCBI's taxonomy places the organism in Eukaryota, Metazoa, Cnidaria, Anthozoa, Scleractinia, Merulinidae. The record is from RefSeq and is a predicted model, not a curated record.